This is a messenger RNA of Arabidopsis arenosa, 4278 nucleotides long. NCBI's taxonomy places the organism in Eukaryota, Viridiplantae, Streptophyta, Magnoliopsida, Brassicales, Brassicaceae. The record is from the annotation of a GenBank genome assembly.
AAAGCUUGUUUGAUUAAAGGGAUAGAAGUUGCCGGAUUUUGCUAAAUCUGUAGGUUGAAAAUGUUUGAAGUUGAAUUGGAAAUCUCUGUUUCCGCCAAAAUUCAGAUUUUGAGCAGUACAAGUGUUGCUCCGACUGAAGAUCUUAUAGUUGAAGAGUUACCACCAAGACUCUUUGCUCUAGACCGGUACCCUUCGAAGACGAAGAUGAACGCGUACUCCAAACCGGAGUACAUUUCUGACAUAGCGGAAGUUCUUAAGGGAAAAGAUGAGAUGCAGAUGCUUCUCGACUCUCCAUUUGGGUACCUUUUUGGAAUACCUGCUAACAAGUCUUCCUUCUCAGGUAAGCUUGUGCUUGGAUUAAUAUGCCGUCAGUUAGUGACAAAGAAAGUAAAUGAGAUGUGGAUGGUUUUCGGCGGUCAUCCAAUCAAAUUUGGACUAAGAGAAUUUAGUAUUGUAACUGGGCUGGAAUGUGGGGUGUAUCCCAAGAAGAAAGACGUGGAGGCUGUGCUAAAGGUUAAACCUGGGUGUAAAAAAGUCUGGGAUGCUCUGUUUGUGGACAGGUUUGGGGAGAAUGCGACUUCAUUAGUGCAGGAUUUGGUGGCCUGGCUCAAGGAGGAUAAAUCCAUGGAUGGGUGGAAGCAACUGGCUCUAUCACUUAUAAUCCUGGUAGAUGGUGUGAUAGCCUGCGGUAAAAACCCCAUCAGGCCUCAAGAUACGACUGUCGAGAUGACGAAGAACGUGAAGUUCUUCUUGAAAUACCCAUGGGGAAGGCUGUCUUUUACCCGUACUUUGGAGAGGAUAGCAAACUUCCAAACCCCUUCAGAUGUUAAAAAACUGAUAAGGUCUGUAAAGGAUGGGUCUUAUGCACUACAUGGAUUCCCAUUAGCACUCCAGCUCUUUGCGUUUGAAACAAUCCCAUCCCUUGCUAAGCUAGCACCUGAUGACGAAGCUAACAGGACAUUUACUCAGAGGUCUAUCCAUCAUCUUGCCUCACUGCGGGCAAUCAGGACAUCCAACAUCUUGGCCUGUGAGGCUACUGAAGAGGUUGAGGUAACCUAUCUUGUGAAACCAGAUGACAAUAUUUGCCCUCCAUCCCUGUCAUGGGAUGAUGAAGUUGAGGAUCCAAGAGUUGCUUACAUUGAGCGACUGAUGUUAGCUGGUCAUGAGUGGCAGGAGGAAGAAUGGGUUGGAGGUUCAGCUGCAUUCCCAAAGCAGGAGCGCCCACCACAACUAGGAGAGAUACGUGUGAAGAAGAGGAAAAGAAAUGUACGAGCCCCGAAUGCACCUGCUUUGAAAAAACAGAAAUCUGUUGUGGAAGAUGAAAAUGAGGAAACUGCUGAGGAUUGUUCUGAAGAUCCCCAGUUUGAGAAGUUUGUAGUCGAACUUAGGAGGUGUUUCAGGAGGCAGGAAGCACAAAAUAAACAAAUGCAAGAAGACUUGAAGAACUUUGUCCGUCAAGAGAUACGUGCUGCCCUAGAUCCAAAGGGCAAAAAGACAGAACCAACCCAAACUUCCCAUGCUUCACAGAGCCCAACUAAAUCGGUGGUUAAGGCACCGAUUACUGUGAAGAAGGCAUCUAAAAGGAUGUCUACAAAGAAAGUCUUCAAGUCUGGAACAAGAAAGUCUUCAAGGCUGAAGAAUAUAAUGACGUCAGCUUUGGAGAUUACUGAGCUUUCUGAUGGUAACUCUUUCUCUGAGGAAGAUGACCAGGAUGAAGCCAACAAUGAAGGUGGUUUUACUGCAAAUGAUGGACACGAUUUUUCUAACAGAGACGAAGAUAUGGUUGACACUGGAGUAGCUAACAUUUCAGUUGGUGGACCUACACCUUUCCAUCAAGAUGAAGGAGCAGGUGAUGGUGGUGAGUCUGUCCUUGUUGGUACACAGUCAGGGACCGAGGAAAAAGCUAGUGCUGACACAGAGAUGGAAGAAAUUCCAUCUCCUGUACCUUCAACCUCUGCACAGGAUAAAGGACCAAUUGAUGGUGGUGAGCCUGUCGUAGUUGGUACACAGUCAGGGACAGAUGGAAAACCAACUGCUGACACAGAGAUUGUAGAAAAUCCAUCUGGUUUACCUGCAACAUCUGGACAGGGAGAAGAACAUGGUGUCGGCGUUGAGAGUGAAGCAAAUGUUGGGGAGGAACCAGAAAUUGGUGAGGAUAAUGAUAGAGAUACAUCUUCUCAGGCUGAACACACCGAGGAACCCGGCACAAGUGUUGAUGCGGGAGAUGUACCCAAAGUAGUUCCAGAGAGUAAAGUGGAUGACUCAGUACUUCAGGGCACCCUUAGUGAUCCCCCGUCACCAUUUGCAGUAGUUAAGAAUGAGUUGGAAACAAUAGCCUCCAUGGAUUUGGAUGCAGCUAAUGUAAAGGAGGGAGUGUUGGAGGAGCAGGGGAUUGUCGCCGGGGUAGAAGAACAAGAGGAUUCAAACCCAGGGUUAGAUGAAGCAGACACAACAGUUGGUACACCUGAAAAUAUUGAUGAACCAAACAACGAUGCUGCACUCGAAGCAAUAGCAAUUAAAAUUCCUACGCCGGUUGUACCUAAAAAAGUGAAGAAGCAACUAAUUUAUGAGAUGGAUGAAGCCCUUCCUGAAGGUUUUAAGGAAACAACAGUCCUCGUGGAGGAUGUUCCAGAACGAACUGAAGAUUCAGAACUGCUUAUAGCGCCUGGAAAUGUCCCUUUCAACCCCCUGGACAAGGUUGACGCUUCCAAAUUAGAGCUCUUAACCAAUGUCCUCGACGGAGAGAAUGUGAAGCACACUCUUUUCGGGUAUCGCAAAGUGGACAACGAGUUUUUCUCCAUGCUUGUACAACAAGGAAAGUGGGUGGAUAAUAUGCACUUGGAAAUGCUCGCACUCUUGAUGUGGCACAAGAACGGUCAACAAAUGAUAGAAAACCGAUGCGUUGUUUUGGACUUCUUCCUGCUUUAUGAGCUUACUAAGCGUGCUGUCAGCUUCAACAAUUGUAUAAAUAAGCAGGGGUUCAAAUGGGGCCAACGGCUAUACGACAUUGCCAAUGGAAUACACAUACACCGUGAAUCUAGUCUUAGGUGGAUCAAGGAUGUCGACGUGGUAUAUGCUCCGAUGAACUGGAAAGGUGAUCAUUGGGUUGGUUUGGCAAUCCAUCUCAGAGCCCGGCAUAUAAUUGUCUAUGACGCUUUCAUAGAUCACACGCGGGAGUCUGUUGCAUGGUCAAAGAUGAAGCAUGUCUGCGAGAUGAUGCCGUACCUAGUGAGAGCGAUGUGCGCGGAUGUAUUGCCUCAGACAUACUCAGUUGAACCUUUUGGCUAUGAGAGAGAUUUGAACGUCGCUCAAAACCCAAGUACAGGAGAUUGCGGGCCUUACGCAAUGAAGUUCUUGGAGUUGCUGGCGUUUGGUAACCCAAUGUCAGACUUGAUGAAUAUUCAAGAAUCAGAUAUGGCCAUCUACCGUCAGAUAGCCAAAAUAAUGGCUGACAAAUGUUGGUGGUACCUCGGACCUCUGUUAAGAUCAGGGCCUCGUGGAAGAAACAUUGUCUACAGGCCGGAUGUCCUGAAAGAUGCUAAUAUUUACAGCAUGUGCAGUGAUCCCGAUGACUUCCAUGCGGCAGGCCAUGAUCCGAACGACAUCAACGCUGAAGGUCGAUAUAGACCCUUUUUCAAAAGGUGUCUAGAGGCUGGUAACCCGAUUGCUAUUUACCAUGAAGGACUGCGUCUAGUUACCCAUGAGUCUGACAUUAAGGGCACCAUUGUACUUUUACAGCGGAAUGUACCAAGGCACGCCGAUGCAACCCUGGCAUGCGCAAUUCUGUGCAUAUGCGACGGCAAUGCUCACAUGGGUGGUGUGUACCUGCGCAUGUUCGCAAACAACCAUUACGCUUUGGAAUCAGAAGAUACACGUGACAUGUGUGAGGAACUCCUAGAAGAAAUAAAGAAAUAUAGAAUUAGGUUAAACAACACAUACGGCGCAACCUUUUCGUACCCUGAGGAACGUGGUAUUCGAACGCCUCCUUGCGCGAUGCUGUGUUACAUCAGAUCUGGACCCUUCAAAAAUGUUUGCAACGUAUGUUACCUCUGGUGGUGUGCAAGAAGAAUUAGUCAAAUUCUCUAGGCAGUUCUUACGUAAAAUUCUCUCAAUUUCUAAGUUUUUAUGUUAUAAUAUGUGGCCUUUCCAAUUGUACUUUGAUUAUCAGUAAUGCAUGUCUUUUUAUCUACAUCCUUGCUUGUUUAUCAUAUAAUACUCAAUCUUAUGAAUGGUUACAAAUAAUUGUAAUAUAUUUUAUAGUAAAAUGAGAAACGAGUU